CUGACCAACAGAAGCGCGCGGUUGGUUGAUCAUAAAAGUGGCAUUCAGGCCCAUGAAGGAAGCGACGGUCUCGUGACUCGCAAACCCUAGCUCGCGAGCACAGGGCCACAAAACCACACCCCUCUCCCUGCCCGCCGCCACUUGCCGCAACUCCUCCACCAGAAAGGGAAGCACGCCGGAGUCCCAUCUCCCCGGCCGUCAAAAUGGUGAAUGUUCCGAAGACCAAGAAGACCUACUGCAAAAACAAGGAGUGCAAGAAGCACACACUUCAUAAGGUCACUCAGUACAAGAAGGGUAAGGACAGUCUGUCUGCCCAGGGAAAGCGUCGUUAUGACAGGAAGCAGUCGGGAUAUGGUGGUCAGACCAAGCCUGUUUUCCACAAGAAGGCAAAAACCACAAAGAAGAUUGUGCUGAAGCUGCAAUGCCAGAGCUGCAAGCACUACUCCCAGCGUGCCAUCAAGAGGUGCAAGCAUUUUGAGAUCGGUGGAGACAAGAAGGGCAAGGGGACAUCUCUUUUCUAGACUGCUUUCACCUAUCUGGAGUGGUGGUGGUCAAGAAGUAUUACUACUUGUGUUAAGAGUUUGUUGUUAGGAGUUAAAUUAAUCAGACCUUGUCAUGUAUCCAAACUCCUGUGUCUCGCAUUUAAGCAAGAGGCGACUUUUGGCUAAGUGAAGUUUUGUAGCUUGAAUCCUCUUUCAUUCCGUAUAAUGUCUUUAUUUUAA
Molecule: messenger RNA, 722 nt
Organism: Triticum aestivum (bread wheat)
Lineage: Eukaryota; Viridiplantae; Streptophyta; Magnoliopsida; Poales; Poaceae
Product: 60S ribosomal protein L36a
Exons: 4
Coding region: 204-521 (105 amino acids)
Biological process (GO): translation
Cellular component (GO): ribosome
Molecular function (GO): structural constituent of ribosome
Source: RefSeq, a predicted model, not a curated record